CGAAAGAGUCAGCAACAAUGUCCGCCCAAGCUCAAAUGCGAGCUUUGCUCGACCAGCUGAUGGGAACGGCGAGGGAUGGUUCAGUGUAUCUUUGCCAGCCUACAUCAAUCUGCAAAGGAGUUGCAGAAAAGCCUCAUGUUCAUCGAGCCGUGAGUCACACAUAAUUUUUAAAGCUGUUAUGAUCAAUAUCCAAACAGUAUAUGUUUGCCUAUCGGAAGUCAUUGUAGCCUGUUUUUUUUUAAGGUAUGAAAUUUGGUGUAGUGCUAAGCUGCUAUCUGGUCACGCUGAAUGAACACUUAAAAAAAACACUUCUCAGCAGAAACCAGUUGACAUCUUUUUUAUUUAUUUUUUUACUCAGACGAGACAAACACUUUACACACGUCAUUUUCGCUCUGACUCUUGUAUGACUCCCAACUUCUUACCACAGGUUUGGCAAGAAAACUGUUCCCUUUUUUACUUUCCCACAGCCGGUUUAAAAUUCUGCAGCUGAAGGCUUGAAGAUGCAGAAGGGUACAGUAUGUGGUGCAGAUCGCAGUGUGUAUAAACCUACUUUCUGUCAAUGUUUCAUGUCUGUGGAUGGCUCGGCCGGGAAUACGUGAUUUGCAUUUGUAACCUAUGUGUUGACGUGCCACGUAAAACAUACCGAAUGAUGCCCAUGAGGACACAGAGCCUUAAAACAAGCUCAACUGAGACUUGAGGUUCUGCUCUUGUGAUGUAAUCUUUGAGGCCUGGGUAAGUCACAAUGAGGCCACACAUUGCCUCGUGUAACUUCACACUUACGCCAACAGAGGCAAAGUUUCUUCAUGAAUUACUCAUUUGACACGCUAAUGACCAAGACGACGUUCUUGUGGUAGUUUUGGGCUCAGACCGAGCAAAGGCAGCUAUUGUGACGCGGGUGCUAUACAUUGUAAACGAGGAAGUCAGAUAAGCUGAAGCUUGGCCCUUAUUAGUACAUGAGGUUUUUCUCACAGGAUGCCUUCUGGACUCUUUCAGGGGACGAGACGCGGCAGAGGGUCAAGUACUCGGACGAGCGAGUCUGCAAAAGUCACCUCCUCGACUGCUGUCCGCAUGACAUCCUGUCUGGAACCCGCAUGGACCUGGGAGAGUGCACCAAGAUCCACGACCUGGCGCUUCGAGCAGACUAUGAAAUUGCCUCCAAGGAGCGAGAGCUCUUUUUUGAGCUGGAUGCCGUCGAUCACUUGGAGUCCUUCAUCGCCGACUGCGACCGCAGAACGGAACUGGCCAAGAAACGUCUGGCCGAGACUCAAGAGGAGAUCAGUGCUGAAGUGGCGGCCAAGGCGGAGAAGGUCCACGAGUUGAACGAGGAAAUUGGAAAGCUCCUGGCAAAGGCCGAGCAACUCGGAGCGGAGGGAAACGUGGAGGAAUCCCAGAAGGUGCUACAGGAAGUGGAGAAGGUCCGCAGUAGGAAGAAGGAUGCAGAGGAGGAAUACAGAAACUCCAUGCCGGCCUCCAGUUUCCAACAGCAAAAGCUUCGCGUUUGCGAGGUGUGCUCGGCGUAUCUGGGCCUCCACGACAAUGACCGCCGUCUGGCCGACCACUUUGGCGGCAAGCUCCACCUGGGCUUCAUCCAGAUCAGAGAGAAGCUGGACCAGCUCAAGAAAACCGUUGUGGACAAGCAGGAAAAGCGAAACCAGGAUCGGCUCAAGAGACGGGAAGAAAGGGAGAAGGAGGAAAAGAUGAAAAAGCGGACGAGAUCCCGCAGCAGGGAACAUAAAAGGUCUGGUUCUCGCGACCGGAGGAGGCGCCGCUCGCGCUCCUCGUCCCGAGACAAGCGCCGCUCGCGCUCUCGCUCCAGGGACAGGAAGAGGCGACAGAGGUCCCGCUCCCGAAGCCGAGGCCAACGUCACAGCCACGAGCACGGCUCCAGACACAAGUCAUCCAGAGACCGCGAGCACUCGUCCAGAGACAAGUCGCAAGGCCGCGAGCGGCGGGACGGCGUCAACGGCCGGUCGGACUCUCGCAGAGCAGAUGACAGAGAAGACCCGUGAAGGCCAACGUCCAUCUCACAUAACACCCACCACCUUGUUGUCCGUUUGUGUUCUUAUAGUCCCCUAGACUCGUUUUUCUUUACUUUGACUCACAAAAAAAAAAAUCUCCAUUCAAUAUUAAAUCUCUCAUAUGUCAAGCCACCUUUUGUUACACCUCCGUAAUUUGGUGGCCUUCCUAUAUCCAAUGAACAGUGACGUCAGAGACCUCAUACAUUUGUCAAUAUUAUUUUAAUUUGUUUCUUUUACGAUACAGGAUCUGACUAUGGAAUGUGUGCUUUAGUUUACUGUUCUUUUGUUCAAAUUUUUAGAAACACCCUUAAGUCCCUUCACACCUCACCCAUGUUUUCUCCUCCAGUGUAGUCUAAUUUCUUUUCAAGGGGGGCAGUACGUACUGAGUAAAUUAAAAAGUGGUUGAGCGGGGGUU
This is a messenger RNA of Syngnathus acus (greater pipefish), 2433 nucleotides long. RefSeq names its product LUC7-like (S. cerevisiae) (gene luc7l). The record is from RefSeq and is a predicted model, not a curated record. Gene Ontology annotation, cellular component: U1 snRNP; U2-type prespliceosome. Gene Ontology annotation, biological process: mRNA splice site recognition. Gene Ontology annotation, molecular function: mRNA binding. The coding region runs from base 954 to 2009 and encodes 351 amino acids. Lineage: Eukaryota; Metazoa; Chordata; Actinopteri; Syngnathiformes; Syngnathidae. The transcript has 10 exons.